Molecule: messenger RNA, 1668 nt
Organism: Culicoides brevitarsis
Lineage: Eukaryota; Metazoa; Arthropoda; Insecta; Diptera; Ceratopogonidae
Gene: nab
Product: NGFI-A-binding protein homolog
Exons: 6
Coding region: 1-1668 (555 amino acids)
Biological process (GO): negative regulation of DNA-templated transcription
Cellular component (GO): nucleus
Molecular function (GO): transcription factor binding; transcription coregulator activity
Source: RefSeq, a predicted model, not a curated record
AUGGACCAACAAACCACCGUUGUAACGACGACAACGAGCACGAACGUUUGUAGUUUGCAAAGUAGUCAGCAAGAUACGAUUGUUGAGUCAACGUGUGCCGCAGCCUUAAUUGCCAGUAAUAAUAGUAAUAGUAAUAGCGGUGUGGGAGUUGUUUCCGCAGCAAUUUCAGCGGGCGCCAUACCAUCGACGGAAAUCGCAGCGAGCGUUGUAGCGGCAGCUGUAGCAACAGGCGGCGCGGGAGUCCUGAAGAAUAUCCUGAAGACAUCGGUGCCUGCAACGAGUCCUGCAACGAGUGUCAGCAAUCCUCCCGGGAAGAUCUUUGGGCGAAAUAAUAACGGAACAAUGGUUGUUACUUCAACUCCAUCGAACGAAGCUGAGCUCCAACUUUACCGCGUCUUGCAAAAAGCUUCGUUACUCGCGUAUUACGACACUUUGCUCGAGAUGGGCGGCGACGAUGUUCAACAACUUUGCGAUGCGGGCGAAGAAGAAUUCCUCGAAAUUAUGGCGCUCGUUGGAAUGGCUUCGAAACCUUUGCAUGUUCGUCGUCUCCAAAAAGCCCUUCACGAGUACAUGACAAACCCCGCGGCAUUUCAAACGCCCUUGCCAAAUAUCGAUAAACCACGAGCGACUUACAGCCCCGAGCCGAGCACAAUUUUACCGAAAUCUACUUUUGUUGGUAGUCAAAAUUACGCCCCCAGUCCAACGUCGAGUACAACGCCCUCUACGGCAUCGUCGCUAAGUAAUCUCGCGUCAAAUUUGCAACAAGUGUCAACGAACACGCUUCAGCUGACGCCAUCGCUGACAGAAAUGCAAGUCAAGAGGAUCAUGGAUGCUGCUGAAAGAUUGUCGCGAACACUUCCGCAAUUGGAGCCUCGUCCUCAAAGUAGCAAGAAAAAAAGUACGAGAGAUUUGGAGUUGGUUAUUUUGAUGGAUGAGAAUGAUCCGCAAAGGAUGGAGGAAAUUCGAAAAUAUUCCGCGAUUUAUGGGAGAUUUGAUUGUAAGCGAAAGCCUGAGAAACCACUAACGUUGCAUGAGGUUUGUGUUAAUGAGGCUGCCGCGCAAAUUUGUAAAUAUAUUCCGGCGCUCCUUACGAGACGCGAUGAACUUUUUCCUUUAGCUCGACAAGUUGUGCGUGAUGCGGGAUUUGGACAUUCGACAAGUAUUCGAUUGGCUGCCUUGAGCAAUAACCAAUCAUCGACGCCAACACGCCCCGAAGACAGAGACCCAAAACGCACCCGAUUAUCCAGUGAUACAAGUUCCGACAUGGGAAAGGACUACUCAGAUGACAUCAGAGACACACCUUUUUCAAUGUAUCAACGAUUUGAUCGCCCCUUUGAUUUGUCGGAUGCUUCAAAGUUCGGAUACUCGAGAUCAGAAUUUGACGAUACGGAUUCGCGUUUUUCGUUCAGCAAUUCGAGUUCGUCACCGAUGCAAACGAGCAACAAUGGAAUUGAUCGUGAAUCCGCCGAAGCUGACGUCUUGGAAACGCACAUUAAGGAAGAAACGAGAUCAAAAUCCGCUGAUAUUUUGAAUCCAUUGGGAGUGCAAGUCAUUUCGUCGUCUGGAGGACACAUAAUUGCCGUCGCAAAUCCAGCACUUGCCUUAAGUCCUGCAUUAGCGGAUGUUUUACCUGUGAAGCGGGAAGUUAUUUCGCCGGAAUUGAACUGA